Molecule: messenger RNA, 2851 nt
Organism: Cajanus cajan (pigeon pea)
Lineage: Eukaryota; Viridiplantae; Streptophyta; Magnoliopsida; Fabales; Fabaceae
Product: disease resistance protein RPV1
Biological process (GO): defense response; signal transduction
Molecular function (GO): ADP binding
Source: RefSeq, a predicted model, not a curated record
AAAUUUCGUUCUUUUAGCGCGUAAAGGUUAUUUUCGUUUCCUUUUCCUGUAAUUUUCCGACCAAAUUUCUUUCCACGUACAUGAUUAUUAACGUGAUUCCUCCUCCUCCUCCCCCCUACAAGAUAACUACUGUUUCCUUUCUUAAUUCUCUCAUUUAUUUCUCGUUCUUUCGUAACCAACACAGCCUAAUUAACUGUAGAGAAAAAGAAUAUACAAAGUUCACUCUUUUCAAAGCAAUGGAAUCUCACAAAUUCGGCAUGCUUCUACCUUUCUUCCUUAUUCUAUUUGUGGGGGCAACAGCAAUAUCAGACCCUGGUUUUUCGCAACCUGCUCGUGCGACGUAUCAUGUGUUUGUGAAUUUCAGAGGCAAAGACAUCGGCCCAAAUUUCCUUAGUCACGUGAUUCACGAAUUUUCUCGAAAGCAAAUAUUUGCGUUUGUGGAUUACCAACUUGAGAGAGGGAACGAACUGUCCCCAGCACUUGUUGCUGCAAUUGAAAGGUCGUUAAUCGCACUCGUCAUUUUCUCUGUCAACUACGCGUCCUCAUUUUGGUGUUUGGAGGAGCUUGUCAAAAUAUUGGAGUGCAAAGAGAGACAAAAACUGGUUCUGAUCCCUGUGUUCUUUAAUGUUGAUCCUUCCGACGUGAGACAUCAAAGGGGAACCUAUGGAAAUGCUCUAAUUCAACACGAGAAUACGUAUGGUUUGGCUAAGGCGGACACGUAUAGAUCCGCAUUGAAAGAUACUGCUAAUUUGAGUGGGUUUGCCUCAACCAAUUUUAAGAAUGAUGCGGAGCUUCUUGAUGAAAUCACCAACUGCAUUUUGAUGAAGUUGAAAGCGAUGCACCCAAUCAACUUUAAAGGACUUACUGGAAUAGAAAAACCAUUUGAACAUAUAAAUUCAUUGUUACACCAAGGGUCAAAUGACGAUGUCCGUGCUAUUGGAAUUUGGGGUAUGGGUGGUAUUGGUAAGACAACCGUAGCAGAAGAAGCAUUUUACAGGUUGCGUUAUGAAUUUCAUGGUUCUUGUUUUUUGGAAAAUGUAAGGGAAGAUUCGGAAAGGAAUGGAAUAAUUUCUUUGAAGGAAAAGCUUUUCUCUACCUUAUUAGAAGAAGAUUUGAAAUUUGACACAUCAAAUGGUUUGCCCGCUUAUAUUAGGAUGAGACUUGCUUAUAUGAAGGUUCUUGUGGUUCUUGAUGAUGUGAAUGAUUCACAUCAAUUAGAAAUUUUAUUUGGAGAUCAUAAUUGGUUUGGACCAGGUAGUAGAAUAAUUGUAACAAGCAGAGAUAAGCAAGUGUUGAUUAAUGAUGUUGAUCUUAUAUAUCAGGUUGGGGAAUUGGACUUUGAUGAUGCAUUUACGCUGUUCAACUUGAAUGCCUUUAAACAAAAUCAUCUUGAUGUCGAGUACCACGAGUUAUCAAAAAGGGUGGUAAAUUAUGCAAACGGAAUUCCAUUAGUUCUUAAAGUUUUGGGUGAACUCCUUCAUGGAAAAGAUAACGAGUUAUGGGAAAGUGAGUUAUACAAGCUUAAAAAGUUUCCCAAUAAAAAAAUUCAUAAUGUCAUGAAAUUGAGUUACGAUGAUUUGGACAACCAGGAGCAAAGAAUAUUUUUAGACCUUGCCUGUUUCUUCAGUGGGUUGAUUUUGAAAGUGAGUUAUGUAAAAAUUUUGUUGAAAAAUAGUGAAAACGAUAAUUCUGUGGCUAUUGGGUUAGAGAUGUUGAAAGAUAAAUCUCUUAUCAGUGUAUCCAAAGAUAAUAUUGUGUAUAUGCACAAUAUUAUACAACAAAUGGGUCAAGAGAUUGUUCGUCAAGAAUCUAGUAAAAAGCCUGGUGAUCGCAGUAGAUUAUGGGAUUCAGAUGACAUUUAUGAAGUACUGAAAAAUGAUAAGGGUAGUGAGGCCAUUAGAAGCAUAAGGGCACACUUAUCAGCAAUUACAAAGCUGAAGCUAAGCCCUCAUGUAUUUGUGAAAAUGAGCAAUGUACAAUUCAUGGAUUUCCACAGCGAAAAUGAUCAAGAUGGCUUGGAUAUUCUUCCUCAAGGACUUCAAUAUUUGCCAACUGAGCUGAAAUACCUUCGUUGGAUAAAUUACCCACUGAAAUCAUUACCUGGGAGUUUUUCUCCGGAAAACCUUGUGAUCUUGGACCUGUCAUAUAGCCACCUGGAAAAGCUAUGGCAUGGAGAGCAGAAUUUGGUGAAUUUAAAACAAGUUAGACUUUAUGGCUCCAAAUAUCUGAAGGAAUUACCUGAUUUUUCAAAAGCCAUUAAUCUGGAGCUGCUUGACGUCCGUUUCUGCAGUCAGUUAACCAAUCUAACCGUAUCCAUUUCCUCUCUUGAUAACCUUGAGAAAUUGAUUUGAACUUUGAAGUCACUUACCAAACAUACAAAUGACGCCAAUGUACGGGAUCAAUUUAAGGAAAUUGAAUUUCUCCAUCAGAAAAUAUGGAGACCAACAUCGAUCUUCCUGUAGAGAUUAGAAUUUCUCUGUAAUUGGGGUGCUCCCAAAAGUAGCAAUGUGUGUUUGAUCCAUGAAAGAACUUUGAGGAAAGGGUCAUACUUACUAUCACUCAUGAAAUGGAAGUUGGAAAUCUUAGAUUAUUAUACAUAUACGGUGGUAUGUAUACUUAGGUUAUGUGUAAUAAUAUUGUGUUUAGGGUGUUCAUUUUGACUUUAAUUGUAGACUUGAUAAAUGUUAGAUCCUCUAGACGAUUUAAGGUCAAGUUGGGUAGAACUCAAGUGUUCUUUUACUCACCAGUGUAUUGUGAAAGAUAAAACAUAUUCAUAACACACAGUAGUAAAAAAAGACUGUAUCAUCAGUUCCAUCAUAAGUUCUGUGGCAAAUUAUUUUACAGAAAAUAA